Ziziphus jujuba (common jujube) is the source of this 2118-nucleotide messenger RNA. RefSeq names its product probable inactive receptor kinase At2g26730. The transcript has 2 exons. Bases 8 to 1981 code for a protein of 657 amino acids. NCBI's taxonomy places the organism in Eukaryota, Viridiplantae, Streptophyta, Magnoliopsida, Rosales, Rhamnaceae. The record is from RefSeq and is a predicted model, not a curated record. Gene Ontology annotation, molecular function: protein kinase activity; ATP binding; protein binding. Gene Ontology annotation, biological process: protein phosphorylation.
CCAUCCCAUGUUUACCUCUUCAAGCUUUCCCAAGAAAGUUCUCAUACCACAUCUGCUCCUGUCGAAGCUCAGAUCAUCCAAAAUGAAUAAAAUUACCAUCUGGAUGAUCCUCAUUUCAAUCUUUGUCAUCCUCCAGACAACAAGUUCUGUUGAGGAUGAGGUUAAGACCUCAUUGAUCAACUUCAUUGCAAAGCUCUCAAACAACAAUAGUCAAUCUGGUCUCUUUUCGGGUUGGAACUCUUCGUCUGAUCCUUGUCAAGGCCUGUGGCAGGGUGUAAUCUGUGAUACUCAGUAUAAUUCUGUCCGAAAGUUGUUUCUUAACAGCUCGAAUCUCAACGGGGAGCUCGACGUUGGUCUACUUUGCAAUGUCAAACCUCUUGCUGACUCUCUUAGUGCUCUUCACCUGGAGACCAACAUGAUUACUGGAGGAAUUUCAACUGAAAUCGCAAGCUGCAAACAACUCACUCACUUGCAUAUGAGCAAGAACCAGCUCUCUGGAAGUCUUCCUGAUUCUCUUGCCAUGUUAAAUAAUCUGAAACAACUAGAUAUUUCCAACAAUAAGUUCACUGGUGACUUGCCUGCAGAUUUGUCUCGGAUUUCAGGUCUAACUGUGUUCCUAGCUCAAAACAACCAGCUUACUGGGCAGAUACCAAAAUUUGACUUCUCCAAUUUUGAGCUCUUUGAUGUCUCCUAUAAUAAAUUUUCAGGUCCUAUGCCAGAUGUUAAAGGUCAUAUCCCAGAAAGAAGCUUUUUGGGUAAUCCUGAACUAUGUGGAGAUCCAUUGCCAAAAGAAUGCCCACAGUCCUUACAGGACAAGAACAAUGUUAAGGACGAGAACAAUGAUGACAAGUCAAAAAGUUCUUCAAACAAUCAAAUCCUUAUGUUUGUGGGAUACUUGGUGUUGGGCUUGGUUUUUCUUUUCCUAAUCAUGUGCUGGGUAUAUAAAAGAAUGAAGAGAAACGAGAAAGUUGAUGGAGUAAACAAAAUUGCAUCAGUUGAUGACACCAUAGACAAGCAGCCUGAAGCUGCAUCAAUGGAGUACAAAUCAGGUUUCAGCAGAUCAGAAAUUUCAGUUGCUUCAGUUGAUGAAAGCAAUUUGGUUUCAACCUCACUGAUAGUGCUUCCAGGCCCAGUGGUAAAUGAACUGAAAUUUGAGGACUUGCUUAAAGCUCCUGCUGAGUUGCUAGGAAGAGGGAAGUAUGGAAGCCUGUACAGGGUCAUCUAUGAGAAUGGAAUGAACCUGGUUGUCAAAAGGAUUAAGGGUUGGGCAAUUUCAAGUGAUGAUUUUAAGGUGAGGAUGGAAAGGUUGGACCAAGCGAAACAUCCUAAUGUAAUGCAAGCUGUUGCUUUCUAUUGUUCCAAACAGGAGAAGCUUUUAGUCUAUGAAUAUCAGCAUAAUGGAAGCCUACUCAGGCUUCUCCAUGGAACCGGCGAUACAGGCAAAGCAUUUGAGUGGACCAGCAGACUUGGAGUAGCAGCUAGUAUCUCAGAAGCAUUAGCCCAUAUGCACCAAGAGCUUGAACAUGAUGGGAUUGCUCAUGGGAAUUUGAAAUCUUCCAACAUCUUGCUGAACAACAAUAUAGAGCCUUGUAUAAGUGAAUAUGGUCUUAUGGUGGUGGAUCAUAAUCAAGAGAGCUCACUGCUUGGCGAUCUUACUGGUUUCAGUGCCUUCAAAGAAGAUGUUUAUGGGUUUGGUGUGAUUCUUCUUGAACUCCUAACAGGCAAACUUGUUCAUCAGAAUGGUAUCAAUUUGGCAGAGUGGGUUAACUCAGUUGUUCGAGAAGAAUGGACUGUCGAAGUGUUUGAUAGGUCACUUUUAUCAGAAUAUGCUAGUGAAGAAACGAUGGUGAGCUUGCUUCAAGUGGCCCUGAAAUGCGUGGACCGGUCUCCAGAGGCUAGGCCUAGCAUGAACCAAGUUGCUGUCAUGAUUAACACUUUAAAAGAGGAAGAAGAUGGAUCCACAAGUAGUUUAGAACCAUGAUUCACAAAAAUACCACUUUGUGCUUAUCGAAGUUGGAUUGGAAAUAUGUAGAAAGCAUGCAAAGCAACUUGGGAAAGAAGAAAGAAAAAAGCUUUCUUUUCUUUUUUAUCUUUAUCUGCUAUUCGAUGUACCUAGUC